ACAAAUACACGAGGAAUCUUCAAAAUCUCGUGUUUUAAUUAAAUUUCUCAUAAAUUUAAGCCGAAAAUAAUUCAAAAAAUAUUAAAAUUUGAUUAAAAAAGUAAAAAUCUAUUGAAAUCAUGGCAAAACUGCUCGCGUAUCACACUCUACCGCAAAUUAGCGACACAUUUCUUGGCAUCGCGAAGGAUUCUCAAGACGACAGAGUUAUUUGCACCUACGGAAGGAAUUUAAUUUUCAUUAUUGAGUUAUCGACCCAAAAACAAGUAAAAAGUUGGAAACCUGAGGAAAAACUGCUCAAACGAGUCGUUUAUGACUCCGACACGGAACAGUACGUCGGAUUAUUUGGCGAACGCAAUAUCAAGUGUUGGACUGAAGACACCUCCAACAUCUCAAAAGUGAAACGUACAAAGCUCCUUCGACCUGUUCACGAGUUCGUUGUCCUCGACGACGGUCGUUUACUGAUCCUCUACGGCAGCUCGUACUGCGAAUCGUUAAAAUCCGCUUUGGAAACUGUCAAAGCAAAGAACGAAAUUGACGAACCAAAUCGCCCCGAGAUGACUUUACGUGAAGUUUCGCAAGCCAAAGUCAUCAACGGCCCCAAUGGAAAGUUAGUUUUUUCAUUUUUCACGAAAAAAACCGACGACGAUGAAGUUUUGUUGUCUUUUGUCGAGUUAGAUGACGAAAAAUUACGUCCUUUACGAGGAUACACGCGAAUUCGCGUCACCGCCGACGGGAUGGAAAAAUUAUCCGCUUGUACGUUCAUCGAAAGUAGUCAAGGCAUGGAGCUGGUGUCAGUUUGGAACGAUAGCUCGCUUUUUAUUCGUCAUUUGGACUUUAAUGUCGAUGCAGAAGCGCCAAAUUCCGUCGGAACGUUCGUCACAAAGUUAAGUGUAAUAAAUCCGAAUGAACGAAUGACCAUGAUUGCCUUGCGGAGCGAUUGUGUAGCGAUUUAUGCGGCAAAUUCAGCUCAAGAUGGGGCCUCGGUGCUACUUUUCAACACGCAAUUCAAGAUGGUGCAGUCCCGACAGUCGUUCAAAGUCUUUUUUCCACAAAGUCAGAUGUUUAUCGUGGAAAAUAAUUUAUUUUUGAUGGCGGGACAGAAUUUUGCGAUGAUCCCUUUUCGUUACACGAAGAAUAAAUUGUCAAGUUUGAUCGGCAGUCAACGAAAUUCAGAACUUUCGGUUGAAGAUUAUGAGCAGGGGACCUUAAAUGAGCACGGAGACUUCGAAACUGCCCUUUCCUAUAACCCAAAAGACACCGCAACGAGUCUUCAGACCGAAAACGGUGUCGUUUAUUACCCCAAAAACAAUAAAAAACGCAAUUUGAGGAAUCAAUUUGCCACAAGAACCUUCGAAGAUGCCGAAGAACUCGAUGAAAAGAUGAAUUUUCUCUAUCGGGACGACGUUGAAGUCGAAAUUGUCGAAAAUGAACUUCUUCCUGCGGGUCACGUUGCCGUUCGAGCUCUCCAAAAUGCCCGAGACUCCUCCCAAAUGCAUCUCCAGGUCGAAAUGUUGACUUCCCAACUCGAAAGUUGCGGCGCUGGCGAAAUGGAAAUCACGGAAAGGCUCCUCCCCUUGCUUCUCGAGGCACAGGCGACUUCCGAUAUCAUCAUUACUCUUCGGCGGUACCUUCAUGUCUCGGAGGAAAUGAUCACGCGUGUCCUCAAAUACGCCCUAAAACUGCCAGAAGACCUUGGAAAUUCAAAUUCCGUGGAUUUGUUGAACGUUGUGCUUUCCUGUAGUUUUCAUACGCCGACAAUUACGCCAUUUUUGCGUUCUGAACUGGAUUUGAGCGAAACUUUGAGCCUUUUGAAGCAUCUUUUGACACUUUAUCGCGCCCCAUUGGUGAAAUUGGAGGAAAGACCUGAUAACGGGACUUAUUACAACGACGACAAACAAAUCGUUGAAUGGGUAAAUGUCUUGAUUGAUUCGCAUUAUCAGCAAAUUUGCAUCUCGCAAGACGCGGAAAUCAUGGAAAUUGUGAAGGAAUGGAAAAAAGUCAUCAAAUCGAAUGUGGAAGCGAUGCGGGAAUUAAAUGCAUUGAGAGCGACUCUUCUGAAAUUCGCGGAAGGGCAGGAUUUGAACGUGAAUAAGCAGGCGUGCAGGUUUUACAGCGUUGAACGAAUUAAAAUCUAUUAAAGAAAAGUUAAUAAAAAAAUGUAAUAAAUCGUAAAAUGGGUCUUUUUGAGUUAAUUACGGUUACGUGC
This is a messenger RNA of Culicoides brevitarsis, 2206 nucleotides long. RefSeq lists its product as uncharacterized. The transcript has 3 exons. Gene Ontology annotation, biological process: maturation of SSU-rRNA. Gene Ontology annotation, molecular function: RNA binding. The coding region runs from base 120 to 2138 and encodes 672 amino acids. NCBI's taxonomy places the organism in Eukaryota, Metazoa, Arthropoda, Insecta, Diptera, Ceratopogonidae. The record is from RefSeq and is a predicted model, not a curated record. Gene Ontology annotation, cellular component: nucleolus; nucleus.